UAAAAUACCACACAAGUUGGAAGUCCAUCCCAAAGCAAUAUUCAGAGGUUGAAAUACAGAUGAAUGAUUGCCCACAGAGGAUGAAAGAAGUGCCGCCUGACCUCAUUAAAGAACGUAGACUGGUAGAAGCUAUCAAUCUAGUAGUGGAAAAAUUCGACCCACAGAAAUGGAAGUUACUGGCUACACAUCUUGGACUACCGAUUGUAGUAGAAUCGAUUGACAGAGAAUGCAUCUCCACGAAAGCGAAGUUAGGCAAAAUAAUGGAAAAAUGGAGCGAUAAAUACCAUGGUCCUUCGGUCGUCCGAACUGCGAUUGAUAAGAUACUUAAAGCCUUGAAAGUUGUGGGUGACACCAAAUUAGCAGAUGAUAUCGAGCUUCUUAAUUCUAGAAGUAACACAAUUGUAAUAUAGUGACACUCUGUAGCUGAAUAGUGAUAUCUAG
Molecule: messenger RNA, 441 nt
Organism: Saccoglossus kowalevskii
Lineage: Eukaryota; Metazoa; Hemichordata; Enteropneusta; Harrimaniidae
Source: RefSeq, a predicted model, not a curated record